Messenger RNA from Orbilia oligospora ATCC 24927, 936 nucleotides. RefSeq lists its product as uncharacterized. The coding region runs from base 1 to 936 and encodes 311 amino acids. The record is from RefSeq and is a predicted model, not a curated record. Lineage: Eukaryota; Fungi; Ascomycota; Orbiliomycetes; Orbiliales; Orbiliaceae. The transcript has a single exon.
AUGAAGACUGAAGAAUACCUCCACGCUUGUCUAAAGGACUACACCAAGCUCGGAGACGAGAUACACUGCCUCAAGAAAGAAAACACUGCAUUGAAAGAAAAGCUGGAACAGAAGGAUGCAAUCAUCAGAGGCCUCAAACGAAAGGCCAAACUCGAAGAGGAAUCCCAUAAAUACCAGGCAAACCUAGCCACCCUUCAAGCCGCAAUCAAGUAUACUAGUGGCUACGGUGGUAAGAAAGGAGAGGCAGAGCGACUCCAAGCACUUGUUGCUGGGAGACAGGCUGCUCGACCUCUACCCCGUUCGCCUAACCCCAGCUUCGACCUGUUGUUCGAGGGGGAGGAGAAUGAAAUACCGUCAUCACCGCCAACUGCUGGCUUUAUCCGUCAUAGCAAGCAGCAGAGAGAUGAGGAGGCGGUUGCGAAGGGGCCAGCCCAUCGUCUCGAUAACGGUGGACGUCGACGGCUCCGGGCCCAACCGCCCUCUGGUCCCUUACGCCAGCAAGACCAAGAAUACCAAAAAUACCGACAACAGCAACAACAGAUGAGGCAGAACCACCGCCGUCCCCACCACCCACCACAAUCACGACACCAACAAGAAGAAGAAAAACCAGCAGCACCACAUGUUGACUUGUGUCUGGCCUUCCUCAAAUCCGGGAAGUGCGCUGGGUGUCCUCGCACCCAUGACCCAAAGGAAUAUCCUUCUUGGACAAAGGGAUACCAAAGUGGUUUGGAGCAUCGAGAGGAUCGUGACCAUAGCUCUAGAUUGGAAUUUGAGAACUCUGCUGGUCUAGAGACCGCUACCACCGCCCUCAUGGGUGCUGGUGUUGCUGGUUCUGCUGGUCAGAAGAGAGCUCGUUCCAAUUUCGGAGCUUGGUCUGCCUCCAAACAUAGGCGGUUCGAGACGGAAGAACGUGUGCAGGGGAAGGGAGGAGAGUAA